Lucilia sericata (common green bottle fly) is the source of this 6137-nucleotide messenger RNA. RefSeq lists its product as uncharacterized. The coding region runs from base 622 to 4260 and encodes 1212 amino acids. Lineage: Eukaryota; Metazoa; Arthropoda; Insecta; Diptera; Calliphoridae. The transcript is spliced from 11 exons. The record is from RefSeq and is a predicted model, not a curated record.
CUUAUUAACGGCAUAAAAUCGCAGACUCACAGAUUUUGCAUAAAAUAUUUUAAAACAGCAGUCAGACAGACAGACAACAUACACACUAACAAGUAAUAUUCACUUGUGUAUCUAAUGGAGUAAAUGAAAAAAAUAAUCCCAAGACGCCUUAGUAAGCAAAUUACACACAUUUAAUAAGUUAUUUAAAAUAUUGUAAUUUGGUUUUAUUUAAUUUAAAUUAUAAUAAAAAUAUCAAAGAAAAUAUUAGUAUUUGUUGAUUAGGAUUUAAUAAGAAGUGAAACAAUAUGAUUAUGUAAAAAUUAUAGUCUGGAAAAUAAUCUUUAAGAAAUUCCGACAGAAUGAAAUAAAAUCGAAUUAAAAGAAAAAAAGGAACUUUAAACGUUUUUUCUUUUCUGUUAAAGUCACCAUAACCACCACCCACCCUAAAGUGCCAGACUUCCGGUUAAUAUUACAUACAAAAUAAUUGAAAAUCAAAUUGACCAAUUAUGUAUAUCCGCCCACUAUUAAAAAAAUGCACCACCAGUAUUUCAAGUACCAUAAAUAUUCAAAAAUGCUUAAAAUAAGUUCAUAUUUGCAUUAAAAAAAAAACAGUCAACGCGAAUAAAAAAUAUUUAACAUAAAAUGUUUGGAUCCAGAAUAAAAACAUGGAUGGAAAACCAUCUUGGUAGACCUCGUAAAAAAAGCAACAAAAAUAAGAAUGUAUCGCCUUCCGAUCACAUACCGACUGGAGAGCAGUAUAAACAAAAGCAUGCAGCUACAGGUUUCACCCUGUACAAUAGCAACGGAUGUUCAUCACCAUAUAGGACCAAUACGAAUUCAAAUAGUUCUAGUGCCAAUCUUACAGGAUGCAAUAGUAGCGUUAUUUCCAGUCCCAAUAGGCGUAGAGAAGUAUCUCCCAUACAAAAUCAUACUCAGAGUCGUUAUGGUUGGCAGUCGCCAGAUAGAGAAAAUGUCAUCUCCCCCAAAUCAGAGAAUUUCUUGUAUGCACCUCAGCAUCAUAGUCAGCAGUAUUUGCGCAAUCAUCACACAGCUCCCAAUACUCGAGAAAAUUCUUGCGAAGACAAUAAAAUCGUUUCUAAACAGCAACAGCACCAACUCAAUUGUUCUACUUCAUCGUUUUCUUCAUUAUCUUGGUCCACGGGCUCUAAAGAACCAUCAAUGAACUCCAAUAAUAUUCCGAAUGCAAAUGCAGUUUGUCAUUCUCUUGUUGCACCCAUCAAUAGCAAUACUACUUCAACUUCAACUGACAUGAAAUCACAUACCCUAGCGGACUCCAAACCAUCAGACGAGGAUCCUAAUGCUGUACACUACGAAGAAAUUGAUGAACUUGGUACUUUAAUAAGACAUCCUGAGAAGCUGCUUGAUAACACAAUUAAUGAUUUUGAAAGACCGAAAUCUGAACAAUUUCCAAAACAUAAACAUACUACCACAGUAUUUUCUGACAAUAAGCAAACACAAGAUGAUGCUUCCACCAGAUAUGGCCGAUUGUUGCCAUCAAAGAUGCCAAAUCCUAUAAUAGUAAGUUUUCGUACAGGCAGCGAAGAAUGUAUUUCAAGAAAUGGUUCUCACUUCGCAACACAAAGCCCCAGGGGGGAUAUAAAAAAUACUUCGUACUCACAAAAUCGCAAUGGUGUGAGAAGUAAAUUAAGAACGGGUAUUCAUCCAGGUUCUCUUCAAGGAAAUCCUUCUGCACCUCUGGUCAGUCUAUCAUCCCCAGAAAGUGCAUAUUCGACAGGUUACUCAACAGAUGGGACAUCGCCUGGUGCUGGAUAUACACCGCCAGAAUAUUAUGUAAAUAUGCGAACUGGUACCCACUAUUUCCCUAAAAGUGUAAACUCAUUGGCUAUAGAAGCUCAAAGAUAUAAAUUUGGAUUGAAUAAAAUUGAAGAGAUGUCACCCAUUGAUCCCUUGCCGAAAACCUCAUUUGCUCAUCGUAAUAUUGAAGAAAAUUAUUCUGCAUUAGCUAAACAAAAUAUUUUCACAGAACCAUACGAAAAGUCGUCGUCCACUUUUCAAGCGUGGGAAACGAGCGAAGUUAAUAGUCCACUGCCUAUUCGAAAUACUAUCGUCAUACCAACUUUGAAAGGAUUUGAAUCUCCAUCGCCCCGACAAAGAUGUCGAAUACGCACUAAUCCAUGGUAUUCUACUACUGAAACCUCUUCAUCAAGUUCUACAAUGAACCCAUUACAACAACAGCAGCAACAACCACAACAAAAUCUCCACCACCACUCAGGUGGAUCGCUUACAAACACAUCAUUAACAUCCUCAAUGACGUUCUCAUCUACAUCAUCACACUCGACGUCAGCCUUAUCGACAAUACAUCUUGAUCAAGACUUUCAACGUUCAGUCUCCCCAGGUAUCAGGAACAGUACUUUAGGUGCAACAGUCUUGAGUAUGAAAAAUAAUAAUAACAACAACAUCAUGACAUGUGUGUCGUCAGAGUCUUCAUCCUCAUUGACAGAAGUGGAAAAUAUGCAACGAUGCUAUACACCCAAUACCAUUAGAAAAAAGCGGUCCUUGCAGUUACAUUAUAAUCAACAUGCUGAUCUUGUUGCUACCGGCAACAAGAAAAGUCAAGAAGCUCCUUUGGCUGUGGCAAGUGACGACGAUGCCACAUUGAAUGAAAUGAUGGGUAAAUUUGAUGAAAGUUACAUAUACGAAAAGGAGACUGACAUUUUAAGCAGUGACUCUGAUCCUACUGACUGCCCUACCGACAUGGAUACGGGGCAAGAUGCUGGUGACGAAUGUGACACCGAUGACUUAUUAGAUAUCGAUUUCAUUGAUACUUCUUCAAUACAAGAAAUUUGUGAAAAUAAAGACCACCAAGUCAACUUGGGAAAAUGUUAUUAUGUGCAAGGAAGUCCUUUAAUGGCCCAUAGAAAGGCGUCUCUUAGAUCACGCAAUUCAAGGAGUCUAAAGCUGUCGAACGAACAAACAAUGAUCUCGGCAGCAGCAAAUAGUGCUCAAAGAAGAAGGAAACGUUUUCAUAAGACUCGAAAGAAGAGUUCUGAAAGUAGGGAUCAUUGCAGAUCUCCUCUACGUAAACCAAGAGAAACACGCAGUGUUGGUGGAACUCCUGUUUGUCUAAGAAAACGCAUAUCAAUCAGUGAAAAGCAAAAAUUUAGUCACACUACACCUCAUAGAUUAUCCCACCGUUCGAGUUCCUUAGUAUUUACUAGUGUACAUGAAAAUCGUUGUAUGACUGUAGCAGAGAGCGAGAAAGCAAUAUUAAAGGCAGAUUUUGAAGCGGAUGUAAAAUAUCGACAAUUAAUAAUGGAAGCCGAAUCCAUAUUGCUUUCAAUGAGAAAUAGCUUACAGAGUAUUUCCCGUGAAACUCCUGUAGCCAGUCCACGUAGACUAAAUCCAUUAGCCAAUAAACGUGUUGAAAUGAUUAAGAACUGUGAAAUUGAACCGAAAAGAGAUGUUCAAAAGCAACAACAUCAACAACAUUCACCAAAGAAACAUAUGUCAUCCGAAUUAAGCGAACAGGAAUUAACAGCAGCCGUCAACAAACGCAUUGAAAUUUUAAAAUUGGAAACUCUGUCACCACCUGGUAGUCCCAAAUUGGGACAAUGCAGUCCCCGAAAAACCCACUUGACCAAUUUUAUUAAUCAAAAUACACCCUCGGAAGGAAACAUAAGAAAAAAUUCAAACAAUUCUCCCUUAGUUCAAAGAAAAAGUGUUAGUCCAGUCGCAUCACCCACGCCCCAACAGAGAUGUUUCAAAUUUCAAGCGAAUAAUUUAAGGCCACCUUCUCGUACUCAGAAUAUCCAGUUUAGUGAUUCUGACCAAGAUUUGGGCAAACCAGUUCAAUUUUCAUGCAAUUCUAAAUGUGAAGAUAGUGUUAUCAAAGAAACAAAUUUCAUUUCACAACUUCAAAAUAAAGGACCUCCAAUGUCUCUAAACUACUGUCCACAAAGUGAACCACUAAAACGUAAAAUAUACAAAAACCACCAUCCAUCAUUUGAUCGUACAGGCAAUUGCAACCCCAUACAAAAAGAUACCAGACAAGAACUUUUAAAACAACAACGUCUUAAAGCGUACAAUACCGGAAGCGUGGAAUUCCCCGCACACAAUCGAAAGCUUCAACUCAAAUCGAAUAGUCAAGAUCUGAACCAUUUGUCAUCAUUUGGUUCAAAGACUGAUUUCAACAUUAAUACGCCAUCAGAUAAAGCAGCUUUAAUACUCAGCACAAUAGAGGAUUUAAAACGUAAUUUAGAACAUCAAAGCAUCGAGCUCAAUGGAUUACAUGACUCGUAAAGUUAACCUUUUAUUAUUCUUAUUAUUAUUCCAUAUUUUUACUACCUAGUAUAUACAUUUAUCUUCGAAAGUUUAACGUAUAUACAGUGCAUUAAGUAUAAACGUUGAGCUUUUUGGCUCUAAUCAGAAUUAUCGGAUCAUUAGGAAACAAAACGGAUCCUAUCGACGAUAAACAUAUUAUUACCAAUCAUAUACAUACAUAUUUACAAGCAUUCAUUAACAUUUAUUUAUUAUUCUUUAUUUACUACUUUAGAUGUAAACAAACAUUACCAAUAUUAACAAAACAUUUAUAAUUUAGAAUUUGAAAGAUAAAUUCGAAAAUAGAUAUUCUAUACAUGAAAAGCCUUCUGUAAAUCAUUUCAGCUUACUUUUACAAAUUUUUAAUGCGAAAUUUUAGAAAUUAAUACAUUUGAUAUAAGCUGAUGUGAUCUACUAAAUAAGGAUACGCAUUUACAUACAUACAUUAACAAAUUUAUAUAAAAAAAUAUUAUUUAUAUAACAUAUAAUAUCAGAUAAUAAAAAUCAUACAUAGAUCAUCGGUUACAUUAUGUUUAAGUUUUAUUUUUUAGUUUUUUGAUUAUAUUUUAAUGUCCUUUUACCUUAUGAAAUCCCUCCAUUUUAUUAUACAAAUUUUGAUACACAUAUGUUUAAUGUCAUAUUAAUUUAAAUUAGAAACAUUUAGACUUUUAUAUACACAAUAGCAAAGCAAUAUGUAUGUUGGUCAGAAGAAUACAUUUUUGGAUCAAAAAAAAAACUUGUAGCUUAUUUUCUAUUUUCCAAUCCCCGAGAUGUUUUGAACUAGACAUAAUAUUUGCAAUAUGUAUUCCAAAUAUUAAAUAUAUAAUAUCUCACAUCGACAACAUUUUCCAAUGUUUUGAUUGUUCAUAUUUUAGAUGACAACUACGUAUGUAUGGAUGUCUAAUAUUUAAGUUACCUAAGUUACAAUUAAAUAAAUCAAAUCAUCAAAAGGCUAAAUCCUAAAUACUAAUUAAAAAAACAUACAUAUUAAUUAUUUACAUACAUACAUACAUAAUUAUUGUAGUUUUAAAAAUGUUGUUUCUUUUGUUUGUUAUAAAAAUUUUAUACUCAUUUUUUAAAUUAAAUUUAAAUGUAGUAUUAUUAAUAGUUAAUUUGUAGUUCUAAUGAAAGUUCAUAGACUUUAUUUAUAUUUUAAUAGUCCCAAUUUUAUACGUACGUAUAUUUUCAUUUUUUUACAUUAAUAUUUAAAAAAAUUAUAUUUUCAUUGUUGUACCACUCUUCCCCGUAUUGAGCUUUGAAUUAUAUUUCCAAAGGAAUUUAAAUCAAUGUCUUUGUUUUAAAUUUUUUUCUAAAUUCCCUGAGGAUGGUUUAGCGCCAGUUCGGCAAAGUCAAAUGCAAUGUUUUUUUAUAUAAUGUUCGAAGUAUUUAGAUCAAUUAAAAUUAGUUAAAGUUAUUUUUUAAUAUUUAAGUUCCUUAUUUGCCUACAAUUUGUUUAAUUAAAUUUAAUUUGUUAUUUAAUGUAGAAAACCAAAAAAUAUUAUUACAUUAAAAUUAAAAAAAAAACGAUAAAAAUAUUUAUAUGUAGACAAGUAUCAAUUAAACCAUAUCUGUUUAAGCAUAAACUCAAAUAAUUAAACCGGCAUUAUUUAAGUACUAAAACUAAUAAACAUAUUGAAAAUUAAAUAUUGUAUGUUUUCAAACAUUCAACUAUCAAAUACAUGUAUUUAUGUAUGUAGUGGUAGGUAUUAUUUUCAGUAUUACUUAGUACGAGUAUUAUUAAUUACUAAUGAUUAUAUGUAGAGUAAAAAUGUCAAAUGGUUUUUGACAGUUUAAUUUUUCAAUUAAAAAAAAAAUAUGUUAUACAUAAAAAUGGCUAAUGAAUUACAUAUAAGGAUUAA